GCUGCCAGCAGUAAUCUUAUCCGUCUUGCAUAAUACAGGACAAAUUCCUCUUUUUUUUUUCUUGCUUAUUUAUUACUUUUUGGGGAAUUGCAUCCGUUUUCAUAUCGCCUCCGAGCUGGACUCACAUCACAUGCCUGGCUCUUCAUACCCAGUAAUAUCCACAUCAUAGAGUCUCGCCACUCUCGGCUUUCCAUCACUCAAGGGAGCUUUCAACUUCACAACUCCCUCAACUCAGCACCAAUCCUUCUCUCUGCAUCUUCUCUGCAUCUUCUCGGAAUCGCCGCGACCGAGAGCUCACCAUGUUCUGCCUUCGAAGUUGGCUCCCGCUCCUCUUCAUCCCAACAAACGCCUCGCCCGCCUUCAUCCUCCUCUUCUUCAUCUGCACCUACUUCCUCAACCGCCCCUGCGUCUACUGCUCCGUCCUCCUGCUCAUCCUCUUCCUCACCUCGUGCAACUGGUCCGACCGCUGCUUCUUCGACCUCGGCAGCAACUGGUUCCAGCCCCGGCCGACCGCCUCCGCGCCGUUCCUCCAAGACGACGAAACCACCAGCGGCAGCAGCGCCUUCAACGAAACCGUCGUCGACAUGCUCAAUUCCACCGCAACGGCCGCCGCCCGCGCCGCCGCCGAGGAGAUUGCCGUGCUGAGGAACGAGUGGACGGGCGUGGGCUUCGAGUGGCUGCGCAACAUGCUGGGCAAGCGGGAAUGGAGGGUCGACUGCAUGGAUAUAUAUAUCAGGCUGUAAUGGGGAUGAUGUUUUGAUGAUGACGAAUAGCGAUGGUGGCAGCGAUAAACAGAGCGCCGAGGUUGGAAUUAUGAACAUACGAAAUACUUUUUAUUUUAAUUGAUGACCUUGGGCGUUGGGCAGAAAAAGUUUGAGAAGAAAGAAGGGGCUAUAGAUUCUUUCGUUACGCCAGCGCAGGGAUAUGAACAUACGGGCUACAGCAUUUUGUCUAUUAUCUUUAUUAUCUUUAAUUGCCUUCUUGCUGCUGUAAUAAUACACGAACGGCAUCCAUCA
Messenger RNA from Trichoderma atroviride IMI 206040, 1016 nucleotides. Lineage: Eukaryota; Fungi; Ascomycota; Sordariomycetes; Hypocreales; Hypocreaceae. The record is from RefSeq and is a predicted model, not a curated record.